CCAAUCGUACAACACAGAUGACACUUGAAAAUACAUCUCAUAUGCCAACUAAGUCUACAUCUCAGGUACCAACCAACCACACAACACAAAUGACAACAAAGUCUACAUCACAGACACCAACCAACCGCACAACACAGAUGAAAACUAAGCCUACAACUCUGAUGACAACACAGCCUACAACGCUGAUGACAACUAAGCCUACAACUCUGAUGACAACUAAGUGUACAUGUCAGCUGCCAACCAAUCGUACAACACAGAUGACAAUUCAGUCUUUACCCCAGGUAGCAACUAAUCGUACAACACAGAUGACAACUCAGUCUUCACCCCAGGUAGCAACUAAUCGUACAACAGAGAUGACAACUAAGUCUACAUUUGAGGUGACAACUGAUCGCUUAUUACAGAAUACUUGUAUGUGUCCAUGUUCAAGAAUAGAAAACUGGAGUCGCUUUGAAAAUGUAACAAUAGAAGAGUUAGCUAUCCUUUUACAUGAUGAAAUAGAAGCAUUGAAAAAGGAACUAACUGUAAAAAAGAAGUCAUCGUCGAAAUACAUCCGAACAAUAACUUCUGCUCCAGAUGACAGAACAUCGUCAAAAUCUAUGGGAUUUGUCUCUAUUGUUUGUAUAAUAAUUCCCUUUGCUCUAAUUAUAAUGGCUGAUAUCUUAAACAUAUAUCUACAUUUUCGCAAAGUUCCUAAAAAUAAAAUUCGUUUUGUUCGAUGUCAGGGUAGUUCUUCUGUGUAAUGAUGACUUUGAAAAUCAAUUAUAAGCAGAACAUGCAGGAUGAAUAUGAUGAUAUCCAGAAAAUAUGUAAAUAAAC
Messenger RNA from Mytilus trossulus (common blue mussel), 816 nucleotides. RefSeq lists its product as uncharacterized. The coding region runs from base 18 to 740 and encodes 240 amino acids. The record is from RefSeq and is a predicted model, not a curated record. Lineage: Eukaryota; Metazoa; Mollusca; Bivalvia; Mytilida; Mytilidae. The transcript has a single exon.